AAUAGAAUGUCGCGUCUCGAGUGGUUGUUACUCCUGGCGUGCACCGUCAGCAUUGGAGAUUUUGUAGAUGCCGCAGCUAGCCAAAUCCAGCGACGACGCAGACACAGCAGCAUAGCUGAGCCUACGACUCCAGAGGCUGAUAUUCCUGCCAACGAUUGGGGAUUGGGGCCAGAGCUGGCGCUGGUGCGUCGCGUCUAUGAUGAUUGUCAAGAAAGGAACGACUUCAUCGGCUGCCUGAAACAGAAGGCGCUGUAUGCUUUGUCACGAGCUCUGGACCAGGACUCGAUUAAAAUCGUGGAUGGCUUGGUUUUGGAGAAGCAGAACGUCAGCGAAUCCGAUAGCAUAAUAUCUUCUCUCACAGAUGCCAGGCAAUUCGGUAGUCUUUCGCCCCUUGACCGCGCUCUGCUCUCCAAGGCCGACAAACUAAUGCGUACCCAUGCGCUGAAGUUCGACAUGGAUCUGGACAUGGGCGUCGAAGGCGGCGUUGGUCGUGGGCACGGUCAUAAGAAAAAGAAGAGUAAGAAAGAUGGUGGACACAUAAAGUACGUGAUUGCUGCAUUGCUAACUGCGAUGGGAAUCGCAGGGCCAUUGGGCCUCAAGGCGCUGGCAGCAAUUGCUGGCAAGGCGCUGGUCAUCAGCAAAGUUGCACUGACGAUCGCUGGUAUUAUAGCACUUAAGAAACUGUUCUCCCACGAUCACAGCGAAGAAACCAGUUUCCAGGUACAUGCUGGGGAGCACAACAGGCGCAACACAUACGUCAUUCGACCAGUAUCCAAAGCAAAUUCGAAUGUAGGGGUAACGGCUGCCGGUGGAAGCUCCUCGGUUGAUCCAUAUCGCUACUACUACGAGUAUCAUCAGCAGUAGACCAAUAGCUUCCGUCCGAGUUGCCUGUGCAACUGCGGGUGUGUGUGUAUUGAUAUGUGCAAAGCAAAUGCAGCUAGACUACCAAAGAACAAGCCGAACCGAGCUGGACCGAUUGCAGCGAGCUUAAAACCUUCAACUACAUUGCGUUGUGUCCAGACUGGCGCCUUAUCUAUGUAUAUCAUAGCUUUAAGAAAUAGUGUAAAUUUAGACAAUUAAUGGUGCAGCCUACACAUCAUCAUCAAUUACCUUAUUGUUGUAGAUAUCCAAAGCAAUAAUUUAAAACUCCAGUUGAACUUGUUCAACUCCUUCAAACAAUGAAUAUUAAACACUUCUGCAUUAUUA
Messenger RNA from Drosophila albomicans, 1206 nucleotides. RefSeq lists its product as uncharacterized. Lineage: Eukaryota; Metazoa; Arthropoda; Insecta; Diptera; Drosophilidae. The transcript is spliced from 2 exons. Bases 7 to 864 code for a protein of 285 amino acids. The record is from RefSeq and is a predicted model, not a curated record.